This is a messenger RNA of Anisakis simplex (herring worm), 201 nucleotides long. The record is from the annotation of a GenBank genome assembly. Lineage: Eukaryota; Metazoa; Nematoda; Chromadorea; Rhabditida; Anisakidae.
AUGGCUGAGAAAAGUGGAUGGAGUGUUGAGACUUAUUACGUGCAUAACGGGAAACGUGUCGACGGUGAUGAGCAUUUAUUGAUGCGAUUGAACGCAUCCGCUGCAACCAAAUACGCAUCUCCGAAGCAUAUCCCACUACGAGAUCAUACUUUCGAACAUUCCAAUAACAGUGGUGAGGUACUUUUGCUUGUGGAGCUCUGA